Molecule: messenger RNA, 1872 nt
Organism: Lodderomyces jiufengensis
Lineage: Eukaryota; Fungi; Ascomycota; Pichiomycetes; Serinales; Debaryomycetaceae
Gene: WAL1
Product: actin-binding protein
Exons: 1
Coding region: 1-1872 (623 amino acids)
Molecular function (GO): actin binding
Source: RefSeq, a predicted model, not a curated record
AUGGGUAUUUUAACUACCCAGGAUAAAGAAAAAAUUAAAAGAACAGUGCCCAAAACAAGUAAUAAAAUUAUUGAUGCAACUGUUGCUAGAUUAUAUAUUGCAUACCCCGAUCCAACAAAAUGGGUAUAUACUGGAUUAGUUGGAGCAAUUGCAUUAGUUGAUGAUUUAGUAGGACAUACAUUCUUUUUGAAAUUAAUUGACAUAACUGGACAUAGAGGAGUUUUAUGGGAUCAAGAAUUAUAUGUAAAUUUUGAAUAUAAUCAAGAUAGGAAAUUUUUCCAUACUUUUGAAAUUGAAGAUUGUUUAAUUGGUUUGUUGUUUGAAGAUACAAAUGAUGCAACUCAUUUCUACAAGAGAGUCACAACUAGACAAAAACAUGGAUCAAGUGCAACUGUUAAAAACAAAAAUGCAAUAGCUUUAAAAGAAAGAGUAGAACCAAAACAUAAUACCCCAGGUCCUAGAGGUGAAUUUAUGGAUGUAAAUACUGCUCAACGUCAAAGAAGAUCAAAGGGAGUAUUGUAUUAUGAUGAUGUACCACCACCUGAAUGGAGAUCACUUUAUGCAGAAUUGGAAUCUGCAGGUAUAACUGAAGAUAUGAUUGUUGAUAAUAGACAAUUUAUAAAAGAUUAUAUUGCACAACAAGGUGGCCCAUUAGUUGGAUUGGAACCACCAGUACCUAGAAAAUAUCAAAAAGCACAUGAACUAUAUGAAGACUCACCUUCUUUGGAGUCAAGACCUUCAACAAAAAAUAAAAAAGCACCUCCUCCUCCACCACCUCCUGGAGGAAAUUCAUCACAACCUCCAGCAGUACCUCCAUCAUACUCACCUUCUAUUGGGUCAGAAGAUUCAACACCACAACCAGAAGGGACAAGUCAAACUCCAGAACCAACAAAAUUCAAACCUGUUUUUAGAGUACCUCCACCAAUAGCAAAUAUUCCUCAAACUCCUUCUCAACAAAACACUCAUUCACAACCACAACCACCUACAAGAACAUCUUCCUUAGCUUCAAGUGAGAGACCAUUGCCUUCAACGCCUCCACAACCACAGCAUCAAACAUUUAGCCCAAGUACAGAUUCUCAACAAAAAUUCAAUGUACCACCUCCAUUUUCGUCUUCUCAUCAAGUACCACCGCCACCACCUUUAAGAGGCAAUGCACCACCACCUCCUCCAAGAGCAGCAAAUGGACAUUCAUCAUUACCACCUCCAAGAAACCAACCAAUGCCUCCAACAAGAACUGGCAAUGCUCCACCGCCAGCACCACCACCAAGAGCAGCCAGAGGAGCAGCUCCUCCACCACCUCCUUCAAGAUCAACAGCACAUCCAGCUGUACCACCAAGAAAUUCUCAACCAAUCAACCCUCCACCAACAAUACAACAACAACAAUUUCAACAACAACCACAACAACCACCAGCUCCUCCUCCACUUCAACCAAGGCCUGCAGCAUCAAUACCACAGGCUCCUCCAGCUCCUCCUUCAUUACCUCAAUCAAUGCUGUCUCCUCCACCUCCACCUCCAAUGCCACAAAUGAAUACAAAUGGUGUACCACCGCCUCCGCCACCAUUACCAGCUUCAUCUCAAGAUUCAUCGAAUGGAAAUUUCACAGAAGCAACAGGUGAUGCAGGAAGAGAUGCUUUAUUAGCUUCAAUUCGUGGAGCAGGUUUGGGUUCAUUGAAAAAAUCAGAUAAAUCACAAUUAGAUAAACCAAGUGUCUUGUUACAAGAAGCUAGAGGAGAACCAACUCAAGCGAACAGUAAUUCUUCCCCUCCACCAGCUGGCGGCCCUCCUGGAAGUUUAGCUGAUGCAUUAUCUGCUGCAUUGAAUAAACGUAAAGCAAAAGUAAGUCAAAGUGAUGAUGAAGACGAUGAUUGGUAA